AUGAAGAGUGUCUUAGUCUUCCUCCUCCUACUGGUACCCAUGCGUGCUGGAUCUACUUGGAGUGGGAAAUAUGCAGUAGACUGCCCGGAGCCUUGUGAGAGCACUGAAUGCAAGAACCCUCUGCACUGUAAGCGGACAGUGCUGGAUGACUGCGGUUGCUGCAGGGUAUGCGCUGCAGCCUUGGGGGAGACUUGCUACCGGACCGUCUCGGGUAUGGACGGAGUCAAAUGCGGCCCCGGACUGAAGUGCCAGUUUUAUUCCGAAGAAGAUGACUUUGGGGAUGAGUUUGGUAUCUGCAAAGAAUGUCCUUAUGGCACCUAUGGACUAGAAUGCAGGCGAACAUGCAAUUGUCAGUCUGGAAUAUGUGACCGAGUAACUGGAAAGUGUUUAAAGUUCUCGUUUUUCCAACUGGCGGCAUCAAAACCCCCUAAUAGACGGCAAUUAAUUUCACAUACAGACAACGACAUGGCAUCUGGAGAUGGAAAUUCUGUAAAAGAGGACAUUGCCAAAGAGAAAGCUGUUCACUCACCAAUAAUAAAAUGGCUAAAUCCUCGUUGAUAUCAGGCCACAUGUGCAGGACUUUCAAACUUUCUUUCUUCAGAACUGUUGGAUGUUCACAGAUCACUUUAAGAAAGGUAGAUCUCCAGCA
This is a messenger RNA of Euleptes europaea (tarantolino), 649 nucleotides long. It is a transcript of the gene ESM1, whose product is annotated as endothelial cell specific molecule 1. Bases 1 to 558 code for a protein of 185 amino acids. The transcript is spliced from 3 exons. Lineage: Eukaryota; Metazoa; Chordata; Lepidosauria; Squamata; Sphaerodactylidae. The record is from RefSeq and is a predicted model, not a curated record. Gene Ontology annotation, cellular component: extracellular region.